Molecule: messenger RNA, 1926 nt
Organism: Poecile atricapillus (Black-capped chickadee)
Lineage: Eukaryota; Metazoa; Chordata; Aves; Passeriformes; Paridae
Product: BEN domain-containing protein 7-like
Exons: 7
Coding region: 155-1228 (357 amino acids)
Molecular function (GO): DNA binding
Source: RefSeq, a predicted model, not a curated record
UUUGGGGCGGGAGCGGGGGGGAGACCGGAGCCAACUUGUCCCGGAUCCCUUUAUUCGCCGCCGGAGCCGCCGUCUCUCCCAACCCCCGCGUGUAUUGCUGAUCGGAGGGACGGAGCUCGGUCCUGUGUCCGCCCCGCUCCUUCCUGCCCGCACCAUGGAGUUCGCCCAGAGGAAGAGGAGCAGGAAAUCUCAAAGCUUUAAACUGGUCAACGAAGAUUACCAUCAUGAGAUAUAUAAGAUCUCUGACUACAGCAGUGAUGUUAAUGGGGAGACCAAAGAAACACAACCAGCUUUUUUAGGAGAUGAAAGCCGGGAAAUUAAAAAACAAAUUACAGGGAUGAGAAGAUUACUGAAUGACAGCACUGGAAGAAUCUAUCAACGAGUUGGCAAAGAAGGAGAAAAACUGAAGGAAGAGCCCCAAGAUUUAGACUUAGCCUGGGCCCAGCGCCUGAAUCCCCCUGCGGAGUCCCAGGCGAGCCUUCAUCCGUCACAGAGCGGUGCAUGGAAUGAGUUAUCAUCCCAAGCCAGCCAUUUUUCAGGGCAAUACGGAACUCGAUCCAAAACGUUCCAAAAUCAGGCUCGAACUGUGGCAUCCAAUGGAGAAAUCCCAAUGGUGAAUUCGUCAGUUGGACCAAACUGCUGUACAUGUAAUUGCCAGUCAACCCUGCAGGCGAUUCUUCAAGAGCUCAAGACCAUGCGAAAGUUGAUGCAGAUUCAAGCAGUUGGGACUCAAAACAGACAGCAGCCUCCUGUUCCUCUGAUUUGUGCACAGAAGUCAACAAUAUCAAGAAAGAGAAAUAAAAAGAGAAAACUGCCCCUCAAAGCUGUUGAAGCAGUUACCAUGAAUAAGAGACCCAGCUCUCCAGAGAAUGAGAAGAGGCUGACAGCAAACUCGGAACAAUCGAGUCUGGAAGCAAUUGAACCCCCCCUGAAGCCAGAGACCCCUGUUUCAGGGUUUGGAAUUAUCCUUGAAUCAGCCUCAUCAGAUCCAGAAGUGCAACUUGCAGAAGGCUUUGACGUCUUCAUGCCGAAAUCUCAGCUGGACUCUAUACUAUCAAACUAUACUCGCUCAGGAAGUCUGCUCUUUAGGAAGCUGGUCUGUGCAUUUUUUGAUGACAAGACUUUGGCUAACUCUUUACCAAAUGGCAAAAGGAAAAGAGGGCUCAAUGACAACCGGAAAGGACUAGACCAAAAUAUUGUGGGUGCAAUAAAAGGUACAGAUUGCUAACUUAGGAGACAUAGGGCAAUAAGAAGAGCUUCUGUGAGUGCAUUGGCAGCAGAAGGAGGCAGGAUAAUCUUCUGCGGUCACCUCUGUGCCAACUUUUGGACCCCUCUUCCCAUGAAAGAAAGGCAUUGACAAAUUGGCUGGAGUCCAGUACAGGGACCACCAAGGCUUAUGACUUCACCACUUUCCUGCUUCAGUACCAAAUGAGGAGAGUCUGAGAAAACUGGAGAGAAAAUUAUUCAGGAGAAGCCUUACUGCUAUUCACAACGACCUAAUGGGAUGAUACAGAGAAGUGGAGUCAGACUCUUCCCAAUGGCAAAAGAAGCACUGAACAUGUGGAAAAUUGCUAAGGAGAAGCACUUUUGGCAUAAGGAUGGUUGAGCAGUGCAGUAGGGGCUCAGAGAGGCUGAAGGAUUUCCAUCCCUGGAAAUAUUCAAAAUGUGACUGGUCACAGGCCAGAGCAUUAUGAUCUAGUUGACCAUGCUUUGAGCAGCAGGCUGGGCAUGCAGGCCUUCAGAGGACCCUCUCAAGUGUGCACGUCUGCCACAAAGUGUAUGUUGUGCUUAUGUCAUAGCAGCUGACACAGUUACACUUGUAUUUACGUUUAAAUCACAAACAGUUCUGUACUUUCUUUUCUUGAGCUCAGUAAUCUGUAAAAAUCUGAGUCUGAAUUCUCUCUAUCUGUAUCUCAUUAUUCCUUA